CACCCCCCCCCCUCCCCCAUCCCAGUUCCCUCGCCUUCUCGCUGCCGCCCCCCCCCCCCCCCGGCGGCCACUUGCAAUGGCGUCACGUCGCGGUUGCCCCAGCGACGGAGGAGAAGUCGGUUUCUGUGGCGACAGAGGAGGCUUCCUCGGCGACGGCGGGGACCCCGGCGGUUUUCGCGGCGACGACGUCGGCGCCGGCUGCGCGGGGCCAGAGAGCGUGCGGGAGUUCACGCAGCACGCUCGCGACGUGUUGCGCAACCUGCAGGAGCUGCGAGCGCGCUCCGCCCUCACCGACGUCACGCUGCGCGCCGGCGGGCGAGACUUCCCCGCUCACAGCGCCGUGCUCGCCGCGUGCAGCGGGUUCUUCUACAGCGUGCUGGCGGAGUCGCGCGGCCCUGCCGGCUGUGGCGGCGGCGGCGGCGGGACGAGGGUGUUGCCCUUGCCCGGCGUGGACCCGUGCGGCCUCGAGGUGCUGCUGGACUUCAUGUACACGUCGCGCCUGCCGCUCUCCCUCGACUCCGUGCUCGGCGUCAUGGCCGCCGCGCGCUACCUGCACAUGGAGCACGUGGUGCGCACCUGCGAGGCCUUCCUCGACAGUCCCCAAGCUCUGCCGGAACGUCUCCGCAAUCUGGACCCCAACAUCCACGGCUCAUUCCCCCCGACGCUGCUGUGCGGCAUCAACCCGGGGUUCCCCCUGGGGGGCCCCCUCGCUCCCCCGCCGCUGUUCCUCCGGGGUCCCCCGUCACCACCGCCUCAGCAGCAGCCGCAGCAGCACCACCCCAUGGGCCCGCCCCCUCGCUUCACUUUCCCGGACCCCCCUCCUCCCGCCGCGCCCCGCCGCUGGGCCUCCGCCCCGGCCCCUGCCGCCGCAGACCCCGCGAGCCCCUCCGGAGGAGGCCCCGCGGCCGAGGGGCCCUCGGAGGGGGCGGGGCCCCCCGGCGCCCCCUCCGCCCGCCGGGUGUCGGAGCCGAGCAGCCCUCCUGACGGCCACCGGGAGGUGGCCCCCGCCGGCGGCCAGGUCAAGUCCUGCAACUGGAAGAAGCGACGGUUCCUCGUGCAGACGACGUCCACCUCGUCCACCUCGUCCUCCCCGCCGUCCUCCCCAUCCUCCUCCUCCUCGUCGCCCACUUCGGACGGCGGUGCGGGCGGCGGGGACGCCUGCCCCCCCACCCCCCCCUCCACCGUUGCCGCGGCGGCCGCGGCGGCGGCGGCGGCGCCCUCCACUCCGCCCACCCGGCUCUCGCCGACGCCGGAGGCCAAAGUGAUGACCACGCUGUCCCCCGUGACGCCGCGCGGGAGGGACGGGAGGGACGAGGGGGCCCCGGCUCUGUUCCCCUGGGACUUGGGCCCCAUCGUCGGCAGCGCCGUGGCCCAGCCACCGCCUCACCCCUCCUCCUCGGCCCUCGCCUCUACUCCCGCCUCCUCUUCGCCGACGCCGCCACGCGCCACCUGCGUGGCCGCGUUCGACGUGAUGAAGCUGGAGGGGGGGUCGGAGGCGAGGGGGCCAGCGGGCGAGUGGGGGGCACCGCCGUCGGCGGCGAUCUCCGGGAUCCACCAACUCACGCACUUCAAGCAGCUGGUGGACAGGCUCAAGGAGGAAUCGGGGGGCUUCAAGCGGCCCGAGCUGGGCCUCCCCGUGGCCCACAGCGCCGACAGCCCCCCGCCAGAAGGUGACGGCCACGCCGCCUCUCCCGGCCUCGCCGGCUCACCAGGCCUCGCCAUGUCGCCCGGCCUGACCAACUCGCCAAGCCACGACGGGCCGCACGACCCCACGUGCGUGCGCGCGUGCGGCGCGUGCGGCCUGGGCUUUCCCGAAGAGGGCGCCCUACGACGCCACAUUGCCCGCAUCCACGCCGACGACAAGCCCUACAAGUGCGACACUUGCCACGCCGCCUUCCGCUACAAAGGCAACCUCUCCAGCCACCGCACCGUGCACUCCGCAGGAGAGAAGCCCUACCGCUGUACGGUGUGCGGGGCGCAGUUCAACCGGCCGGCCAACCUCAAGACGCACACGCGCAUCCACUCGGGGGAGAAGCCCUACAAGUGUGACACCUGUGGGGCCUGCUUCGUCCAGGUGGCUCACCUGCGGGCCCACGUGCUGAUCCACACGGGGGAGAAGCCGUACCCGUGUGAGACGUGCGGAACGCGCUUCCGUCACCUGCAGACGCUCAAGAGUCACAUCCGCAUCCACACGGGAGAGAAGCCCUAUCACUGCGAGUCGUGCGACCUGCACUUCCGCCACAAGAGCCAGCUGCGCCUGCACCUGCGCCAGAAGCACGGUGCCAUCACAAACACCAAGGUCAAGUACCAGGUGCUGGACGCGCCCGAGGGCGGCGCGGGGCUCACCGGCGAGGGGCCCACCGGCGCCGCGGGUGGAGGGGGGGCGCCCCUGGCCGACGACGCGGGCGACGCGGGCCGCCCCUCGCCGGCGACUCGUGGCCCCGAAGCGGGGCCCGUGGCGGGGGCCCCCCGCCAGAGCCCUGACGCGGAGCCCCCAGCGGCACCUCUCGGGUUCCCGCGCAAGCGCAGCUCCAGCGGCGGCGGCGGCGGCGGCAGCGGCGGCGCCGCCUCGUCAGACGACGACGAUUCCGGACUCUCGAUGAACGGGGACCCGGAGUCGCCCGUGGCCGGAGCCGGGAGGGCGCCGUGCGGCCUGCGCUGGGUUUAGCCGGGCCUACGCCGGGCCUACGCCGGGCCUACGCCGGGCCUACGCCGGGCCUACGCCGGGCCUACGUCGUUCCCGUCUGGCCCGGUCUAAGCCGCGCCUAGACCGGUUCGGCCCUCUUUUGCCCAGCCGGCUCGCCCAUCGGCCUUCAUCCGACGAGGCCUUCGCGAGGCUUGGCCCACGGAUUCUUGCUGCUCCCCUCCCCUCUCCCUCCCAACCCCGAGACCCCCCCCCCCACCACCGUUGGUACGAGUUGGACUCCCGGUGAAGGACACGUUUCAGUGUUGGGGGAGCCGGUGGCGGUGGAGUCAACGUUGGUGGUGGGGCUGGGGGGGGGGGAGGGGUUUCAUGCACCUUAAGAGCCCGCGGUGGGCUCCGGGUUCGGCUCCGGGCCCAGCCCUCCCGUGGUGGUGGUGGUGGUCGUCAUCUCGGUUUGUGUUUUUGGUCUUCGUGGAAUUGCCGGGGGACUGCCGCGGUGCGGCGCCGAGACUCGAGUUUGACCCGACAGGAGACGCCGCGCCUCUCCAGUUCCGACGACGUUCAGACGACAACGUCGCCGCCGGCCGUCUCGAUACAGACGACGACGUGGCAACAUCGGCAGAGUCUACGCCGACCGACCGUGACGCUCGCAGCGCUGAACGUCAACAACGGCGGUAACAGCAGCCUCAAGAGCUGCGUCGACCUUGGGCCGAAUUAUUCGCCUGAACUUUGGUGUCACCGGCAGUAGCAGCCGCAGCAGCAGCACGAUGCAAUGAUCGGUGACAAUUCAGUCCUCAUCACGGCAAACCCCGCCGAUGCUCCGUGCGGUGGUGGUUCCAGUCGCAUUGCCGACCGGAUACAAGAACACACACAACACACACGGGUACACGCGCAGGUGUUCACACACACACACACGGGUACACACGCAGGAUUACGCACACACACGUAGACCGAGAUACACAGGAACACACACAAGUUGGUGCAGACAUACACAGGUACACACGGGAACACAAACGUCCGCGUAAAGCAGCCAAUGCCGCUGGCACGUGGUUGGAUGCCGUUGGCCCUUGGUUGGGGCCGACAUUCCACAUUUGCUUGGGGGUGGGUCAGGUUACGCAGGCACAGCGCGCGGGAACACGCGUGUUUUCAGCCGGAACACAUCACAUGCACAGGUGUACGCUCUCAAAGACGUGCAGAGUCAAAGCGCAGACAAAUGUCUUCAGAUGCACGGUUACACACAGGUGGGCAGACAAGAUCACAAACAUGUAGAGACACUUGCACGCCGCCCUCACAUGCAGGUGGACGCGGGUGGACAGAUGGGAACGGGUGGAGACCACCUGUCCACCGCCAGCGUCGUCCUGCCUGUGUAGCUACGCAGUAGCAGCGUUCGACGUUUUUGCUUUAGAGCGGCAGCAGUCAAAUCCGCACGGGGAUCCAGAUUCUCAUCCCCACUCUACACACUGCCUCGACUUUACCCCUGGCUCGAGACUCUACCCAUGACUCUACCCCUGGAUCGAGACUCUACCCAUGACUCUACCCCUGGAUCGAGACUCUACACACAGCCUCGACUUUACCCCUGGCUCGAGACUUUACCCAUGACCCUACCCCUGGAUCGAGACUCUACACACAGCCUCGACUUUACCCCUGGACCGAGACUUUACCCAUGACUCUACCCCUGGAUCGAGACUCUACACACAGCCUCGACUUUACCCCUCGCUCGAAACUUUACCCAUGACUCUACCCCUGGCUCGAUACUUUACCCAUGACUUUACCCCUGGAUCGAGACUCCACACACAGCCUCGACUUAACCCCUGGCUCGAGACUCUACCCAUGACUCUACCCCUGGAUCGAGCCUCUACACACAGCCUCGACUUUACCCCUGGCUUGAGACUCUACCCAUGACUCUACCCCUGGAUCGAGACUUUACCCAUGGCUCUACCCUUGGAUCGAGACUCUACACACAGCCUCGACUUUACCCCUCGCUCGAAACUUUACCCAUGACUCUACCCCUGGAUCGAGACUCUACACACAGCCUCGACUUUACCCCUCGCUCGAGACUUUACCCAUGACUCUACCCCUGGAUCGAGACUCUACACACAGCCUCGACUUUACCCCUGGCUCGAGACUCUACCCAUGACUCUACCCCUGGAUCGAGACUCUACACACAGCCUCGACUUUACCCCUGGCUCGAGACUCUACCCAUGACUCUACCCCUGGAUCGAGACUACACACAGCCUCAACUUUACCCCUGGCUCGAGACUCUACCCAUGACUCUACCCCUGGAUCGAGACUUUACCCAUGACUCUACCCCUGGAUCGAGACUCUACCCAUGACUCUACCCCUGGAUCGAGACUUUACCUAUGACUCUACCCCUGGAUCGAGACUACACACAGCCUCGACUUUACCCCUGGCUCGAGACUCUACCCAUGACUCUACCCCUGGAUCGAGACUUUACCCAUGACUCUACCCCUGGAUCGAGACUCUACCCAUGACUCUACCCAUGGAUCGAGACUCUACACACAGCCUCGACUUUACCCCUGGCUCGAGACUUUACCCAUGACUUUACCCCUGGCUCGAGACUCUACCCAUGACUCUACCCAUGGAUCGAGACUUUACCCAUGACUCUACCCAUGGAUCGAGAUUCUACACACAGCCUCGACUUUACCCCUGGCUCGAGACUUUACCCAUGACUUUACCCCUGGCUCGAGACUCUACCCAUGACUCUGCUGAUGACGCUAGACACUACCCCUGACCCUAGACAAGGCCCGUAAGAGAAGGCCGAUCUGUAUUAACACCUUUGACACCAGCCUCAGCAUUUCCCUUUUCUGCUUUUACCAAGAUACCUUAUCUCUCCCAGUAAUUAAGCCAACAACAAAACUAAUUCAAAUGGUAAUCAUUGUUAUUUCAUAAUAAUUCCGA
Messenger RNA from Petromyzon marinus (sea lamprey), 5563 nucleotides. RefSeq lists its product as uncharacterized. Gene Ontology annotation, biological process: regulation of transcription by RNA polymerase II. Lineage: Eukaryota; Metazoa; Chordata; Hyperoartia; Petromyzontiformes; Petromyzontidae. Gene Ontology annotation, cellular component: nucleus. Gene Ontology annotation, molecular function: protein binding; DNA-binding transcription factor activity, RNA polymerase II-specific. The record is from RefSeq and is a predicted model, not a curated record.